Chanos chanos (milkfish) is the source of this 1588-nucleotide messenger RNA. RefSeq names its product PHD finger protein 1 (gene phf1). NCBI's taxonomy places the organism in Eukaryota, Metazoa, Chordata, Actinopteri, Gonorynchiformes, Chanidae. The transcript is spliced from 15 exons. The record is from RefSeq and is a predicted model, not a curated record. The coding region runs from base 71 to 1588 and encodes 505 amino acids. Gene Ontology annotation, biological process: negative regulation of gene expression, epigenetic. Gene Ontology annotation, cellular component: nucleus. Gene Ontology annotation, molecular function: chromatin binding; DNA binding.
UCAGACAUUUAAUGUCAAGAUUGCACAGCAAUACCUGUGACCCCAUCAGAGAGGAGUUCGACUUUACAGGAUGGGGGGAGUGAGUGAGGGAGAGGACGUUUUAGCUCGAUGGAGUGAUGGACUACUUUACCUUGGCAACGUCAAAAGAGUAGACAGUGUCAAGCAGUGUUGUUUGGUCAGAUUUGAGGACAAUUCUGAGUUCUGGGUCCUGCGAAAAGACAUCCAUUCAUUUUCUGUGGGUGUGGAGGAAGUUUGCUCUAUCUGUGAUGGCCCGCCCCUUAAAGAACCUCUCAUCAGCUGCCUCAAGUGUCGACAUGGUUAUCAUCCGCAGUGUCACACUCCACCUAUUGACCCGGAAGUUGACAGCAACACCUGGAUAUGUCGUCAGUGCGUGUUUGCAGUUGCUACAAAGAGAGGGGGAGCCUUAAAACGGGGACGAUUCGCCAGACUCAUGCAGAUCAUGAAAAUGAGGCUACCCUAUCAGCUCUCGUCUCUUGACUGGGACCCUCAACAUCUGACCAACCAACAACAGUGUUACUGUUACUGUGCUGGACCAGGAGAAUGGAACUUGAAGAUGUUACAGUGUGGUAGUUGUGGACAGUGGUUUCAUGAAGCCUGCACACAGUGCCUGACUAAACCGUUGCUCUAUGGAGACAGGUUUUACCAGUUCCAAUGUUCAGUCUGUGCAAAUGGCCCAGAGAAAAUUCAGAGGCUACCAAUGAGCUGGGUAGAUUUGGCUCAUUUGGUGCUAUAUCACCUUUCCCUGUGCUGCAAGAGGAAAUAUUUUGAUUUUGACCAUGAAAUCCUAUCCUUCACUAAUGAGAACUGGGAUUCUUUGCUGCUGGGGAAGUUGUCAGACACACCGCGACAAGAUCGGUGUCAUAACCUUCUCAAUGCGUUAAAUUCCCACAAAGACAGGUUUGUCUCCGGUAAAGAGAUCAAGAAGAAAAAGUGUCUUUUUGGGCUUCAGGUUCGAGCUCCUCCUCCUCUAACCUCUGACACAUCUCCCCUCAUCGCAGAGCAACCCAUCAACAUCACACACAGGAGAAGCCCCCUGUCACUGCAGUGCCAGAGACGAGCUGUUGGGCCAGAGUCGCGCAAGUCCAAACGACGCAUCAUGGAGACACAGCCUUGUUCACAAGGAGUUGCUGCCAACCCAGUGGACUUGAUGCCAUGUUACCAUGGUUACGUAGGUGGGACAAACCUCUACAAUUCCAGAAAAUCAGAUGAGGAGUUGAGUUUGGGGUCUCCCCCCAAGAGAAUGUUUGCCCUGUAUCAUCCCUCAUAUAAUGGAACUCCUGCCCUAUCUAGAGCACUACACCACUACAGUGCAGAGGACCCUUGUCGUCUCCCUGCCCCCUGCCUUCCUUUUCCCUUCUCGUCCACCCAUCAACCUGGGCCAAGACUUGAGCCGUGCCCCUCACUCUUUCUGCGUGACGUCGCCCCCUAUCCCACUGGAAUGCCUAUGCAGGGGUCAAUGACAAGAGGCUGGGGUGGAGGGGAGACAGUCAGGAUUCUGGCCAGACGCGUAACACCAGACGGAAAAGUUCAGUAUCUAGUGGAGUGGGGAAAUGUGAGUGUUUACUGA